UCCUUUUGGGAUAAGCCCUGAUUUCUCACUUGAUCCUCCACGUACACGCAUCAAUGGCCAUCACCACUGUAACUCUCUCCUCCCUCUCCCUCCACUCCACCACCACACCCCGCCUUUCCUUCAUCAAGCCCACCUCCAAACUCCACCCUUUAUCCCUAUCCAUCUCACCCAAAUCCUCGUUUCUCUCCCCCCUUUCUUAUCACCCCAAAAUCAUAACGAUAAUUACGAAAGCCAAUUCGAGUGACAUUGACACUUCCUUCUUUGACAAUCUUAAUCCAGAAGAAGAAUUUGUUUAUGACCCACCAACUCCACCCGAAGACUACAUUCCUCCACCAUCCUUUGAUGAAGGUCCAAUCGAAACUGAAGAAGAAAUUGCUGCAGCUUACGAGGAACUUUAUGGUCCUGCAUAUAGUGGAGUUAGUGUUUUAGGCAAGGAUAUUUAUGUAAUGGAUUCUAAGGUUAAAAAAACUAGUGGGUGGGGCUCAAGAGUAAAGAAGGAGAAAAUUAAAGAUGGGUUUGACGAGAGAGUUGUUCAAGUUCGGAGAGUAACUAAGGUUGUUAAAGGAGGGAAACAGUUGCAUUUUAGAGCUGUUGUUAUUGUUGGAGAUAAACAAGGUCGAGUUGGGGUUGGAGUUGGAAAAGCUAAGGAAGUUAUUGUUGCUGUCCAGAAAUCAGCUCUUAAUGCUAGAAGAAAUAUCAUUACUGUGCCUAUGACAAAGUACUUGACUUUUCCUCAUAGAUCUGAGGGAGAUUUUGGGGCAGCGAAGGUGAUGCUCAGACCUGCUUCACCUGGUACUGGAGUGAUUGCUGGAGGUGCUGUGAGAAUUGUUCUUGAAAUGGCAGGUGUUGAGAAUGCAUUGGGAAAACAACUUCGAAGUAAGAACGCCCUCAAUAAUGCCAGAGCCACAGUUGUUGCAGUGCAAAAAAUGAGGCAGUUCAGUGAAGUUGCUCGUGAACGUGGGAUCCCAAUGGAAGAACUGUGGAAAUGAUGUGUUCUGAAUGAGCUUUGAAGAUUUUUUUCCCCUGAACAAACUUUAUUUUUGUUCCUCCUAUGUACAUUAUGUACAAGGUAUUUGUAGUUAUAGCAGAAACAAGAACAAGAUUAAGUCAUUUGUCUUUCAUGUUUCAUGCCAAAGUGUGUUUUUUAAUUGUCCUGAAUGAUAUUUUGUUCGUCUUUCCUUGACUAUCUGGCAGAUCGUAAUUGGAAACUCUACAACUGGUUAAUA
Molecule: messenger RNA, 1226 nt
Organism: Populus trichocarpa (black cottonwood)
Lineage: Eukaryota; Viridiplantae; Streptophyta; Magnoliopsida; Malpighiales; Salicaceae
Product: 30S ribosomal protein S5, chloroplastic
Exons: 2
Coding region: 54-989 (311 amino acids)
Biological process (GO): translation
Cellular component (GO): small ribosomal subunit; ribosome
Molecular function (GO): RNA binding; structural constituent of ribosome
Source: RefSeq, a predicted model, not a curated record